Molecule: messenger RNA, 1536 nt
Organism: Capronia epimyces CBS 606.96
Lineage: Eukaryota; Fungi; Ascomycota; Eurotiomycetes; Chaetothyriales; Herpotrichiellaceae
Exons: 3
Coding region: 1-1536 (511 amino acids)
Biological process (GO): mRNA cis splicing, via spliceosome
Cellular component (GO): precatalytic spliceosome
Molecular function (GO): RNA binding
Source: RefSeq, a predicted model, not a curated record
AUGGCGGGCAAUACCCCCACACCCUCCCGAGGAGGAUUGUCUCUCUAUGCGAACCUGCUCAACCCCAACAGUGCUACUGCAGGCACAAUCUCGAGCGCGCCGGUGUCGUACACCAAGCCAGCUGAAAGCUCGCCCGAACAAGAUGAAGCUGUUAAGAAGCAGCAAGCCCUCGCUGCCUCCCUGAGAUUUCAACCCGCCAAAAGACCGCAACUAGCAGCCCAAAAGGCAAAGGCAAAAGCCAUUGCCGGCAAAUUCGCCGCUCUGUCCUCCUCGACUCCCAGUGCCCCAAUAGGGACAGAAAAUGCAUCGACAGACACCCCAAUCCCUCGAACUUCUGCGCCCAAGACCAGUCUGGCAGACUGGACAACUAUGGGGUCGGACGAUGACGAUGUAAAUAGUUUUUACACCAGCCAGCGACCGCGUGCAGGCCGGAAGAAGCGCAAGAAGAACAAGGAAGCCGUGGAGUUUGCUCAGAAUUGGGACGAUAUUUAUGACCCGAGUCGUCCAAACAACUACGAGGAAUACAAGAAUAGUGAAGAAAAGAUUCGCGAAGUCAGAGAAUGGAAGGAUUUUCUUUACAAACAUCGGACAAGACGGAGGGGUACCAGCGAUUCAGCAGGUGAUGACUAUGGUCGGCCCAUGAAUAGACAAUUCGCACCCCCACCUAUGUCUUUUGCUCCGCCAACAAACUUGAAUGAUGAGAGCCCUCAGCCGCCGCCACCGCCACCUGCUGAAGUGCCAAAUGAUGCAACAGGAGAGGAUGCAUAUUUGCGCCGGAUGCGGUUGAUGCAGACGCAAGCAGUCCCUAACCCUCCGCCUCCGCCGCCUGAAGUCGACCUUCCAUCUGGCCAGAUCUCGCGAGCCCCUGUUCGCUACAACCUGCCAGCUGCACCCGACGACAUUCCGGCCUCUGAAGCUGAGCUGCAAGAGAAGCUUGCACAACCCGAGGAAGAGGCCGACGGCGGCAUUAGUGCGUCGCGGUCAAAUCGUCCAGGUCAGGCGGGGUUUGCGGAGCGUCUGAUGUCGAAAUACGGGUGGAGCAAAGGUCAAGGCCUGGGUGCACAAGGCAGUGGGAUCAUCAAUCCCUUGUAUGCAAAGGUCGACAAGCGUAAAAAGAAAUCCGAUGCCGACGGUGGCGGCUACGCCACGCCUGCUGGAACGGGUAAAAUCCUGGGAGGCAACAAAUCCAAGGCUCCUCAGGCAGAGGAAGAGGGCAAAUUCGGAGCUAUGUCAGAGGUUGUUCGGCUAGAGGGCAUGCUGAGUGGCCUCGAUCUGGAUGAAGAGCUCGCCCAAGGCGAGGGAGGAAUCAUGCAAGAAAUCGGUGAGGAAUGUGGUGAAAAAUACGGAAGCGUGGAGAGAGUGUACAUCCACCGACCGGACACCGAUGAGGGCGAGGCACUGGUGUUUGUGCACUUCGUAAGCCCGCUGAGCGCCUUAAGGGCGGUCAAUGCAUUGGAAGGGCGCAUCUUCAACGGCAAUGCUAUCAAGGCGAAAUUCUGGCCCAAGGAGCGGUUUGAUCAGGGGGACUAUGUCUAG